AUGUUCUACGAGAGACUGAAAACCUUGAAAGAAAUAGCCGAACAAUCAACAGCCCGUAAAUUAGAGGAAUACGACAGAUUAAUAAAAGAAGCGAAAAACGACAGGGAACGAUUAGAAGUUUACGAACGCAAACUAAUCACCUUAACCGCCCAACUAGGAUUAAAAGACGACGAAAUUAAAGAAAAUUUAACCAACUGGCAAAUAACAUUCUCCCAACUUAAACAAGCCAAUUUGCAGAUAAAACAAAUAACCGACCAAUUAAGCAUUCUGGAAGCCGAUAAAGCAGAAUUACAAGCAGAGAAUAACAGCAAAGCCCGUCAAAUUACAAACUACCAAACCACCCAAUUGGAACUCCGCCAACAAUUAGAAGCCAAAGACAAGGAAAUUCAAACCGAAAUAAACAAAAAAAGAAACGCAGAGGACCAACGCGACCAAUUAACAAAUGAAAACCACACCUUAAAAAACAACUGA
Messenger RNA from Racocetra fulgida, 471 nucleotides. The record is from the annotation of a GenBank genome assembly. Lineage: Eukaryota; Fungi; Glomeromycota; Glomeromycetes; Diversisporales; Gigasporaceae.